AUGGGCAAUACCUCCAAUGACUCCUGGCCCGAGGACUGCGGGUCGCGGCAGUGGCUCCCCUCCGGCGAAAGUCCGGCCAUCAGCUCGGUGAUGUUCUCGGCCGGGGUGCUGGGGAACCUCAUCGCUCUGGCGCUGCUGGUGCGCCGCUGGCGGGGGGACGCGGGACGCGGGAACUCGGUCUCCUUGUUCCACGUGCUGGUGACAGAGCUGGUGUUCACCGACCUGCUUGGGACCUGCCUCAUCAGCCCGGUGGUGCUGGCUUCCUACGCUCGAAACCAGACCCUGGUGGCGCUGGCGCCUGAGAGCCGUGCGUGCACCUACUUCGCCUUCGCCAUGACCUUCUUCAGCCUGGCCACGAUGCUCAUGCUCUUCGCCAUGGCCCUGGAGCGCUACCUGUCCAUCGGGCACCCCUACUUCUACCAGCGUCGUGUCACGCGCCGCAGCGGCCUGGCAGUGCUGCCCACCAUCUACGCCGUCUCCCUACUCUUUUGCUCGCUGCCGUUGCUGAACUACGGGCAGUACGUCCAGUACUGCCCCGGGACGUGGUGCUUCAUCGAGCACGGCCACACUACGUACCUGCAGUUGUAUGCCACCCUGCUGCUCCUCCUCAUCGUCGCGGUGCUCGCCUGCAACUUCAGCGUCAUCCUCAACCUCAUCCGCAUGCACCGUCGGAGCAGGAGAAGCCGCUGCGGGCCCUCCUUGGGCAGCUGCCGGGACGCCCCUGGGGCCCGCAGGAGAGGGGAAAGGCUGUCCAUGGCGGAGGAGACAGACCACCUCAUUCUCCUGGCUAUUAUGACCAUCACCUUUGCUGUGUGCUCCUUGCCUUUCACAAUUUUUGCAUACAUGAAUGAAACCUCUUCCCGAAAAGAAAAGUGGGACCUCCAAGCUCUUAGAUUUUUAUCCAUCAAUUCAAUAAUUGACCCUUGGGUCUUUGCCAUCCUUCGGCCUCCUGUUCUGAGACUAAUGCGUUCAGUCCUGUGUUGUCGGGUUUCAUUAAGAACACAAGAUGCAGCACAGACUUCCUGUUCUAUACAGUCAAAUGCCAGUAAAUAG
This is a messenger RNA of Puma concolor (puma), 1053 nucleotides long. It is a transcript of the gene PTGER2, whose product is annotated as prostaglandin E receptor 2. NCBI's taxonomy places the organism in Eukaryota, Metazoa, Chordata, Mammalia, Carnivora, Felidae. Gene Ontology annotation, cellular component: plasma membrane. The record is from RefSeq and is a predicted model, not a curated record. Gene Ontology annotation, biological process: positive regulation of cytosolic calcium ion concentration; adenylate cyclase-activating G protein-coupled receptor signaling pathway; inflammatory response. Gene Ontology annotation, molecular function: prostaglandin E receptor activity.